CUCCGAGUAAACAAGCCGCCGCCGCUUGCGGGGAGGGGGCUUCUCGGAGCUGGGCUGAUCCUUCCUUCCUCCCUCCCUCCCGCCGCCGCCGCCGCCGCCGAUCAUAAAGGGGCAGCGGUCCGACGGGCGCAAGCACUCCGGGAGCGCACGGCGAGCCCAGCUGAGUAGAGAGCCGCCCGCCAGGCUGGGUGCUGCGCAGCCGAUGGCUCCCUCCGGGCUCCUCCUCUUCCGCGCCGGCUGAGCUCCAGCCUCAUGACGGACGGGUGCCUUGCUGGACAGGACACGGGGUCCCCUCUCUGAGGCACCGCCGGCGGCCCCCCUCCCCGCUUCCAUGGAGCCCCGGCCUUGCCUGCUGCUCUUGCUGUGGACUCUGGGAGCCCCCCUGGCCCGAGAGGCGCUCGGCCAGCACAUCUACACCAACACCUGGGCCGUGCUGGUGCCGGACGGGCCCCAGGAAGCCGAACGGCUGGCCCGGAAGCACGGAUUCCGCAACCUGGGCCCGAUCGUCGGCGAUUAUUUCCACUUCUCCCACCGGGCCGUCGCCAAGCGGGCGCUCUCGCCCCAUCACUCCUGGCACAGCUCCUUGGGCCGAGAGCCGCAGGUGCUCUGGCUGGAGCAGCAGGUGGCCAAGCGCCGGAGGAAGCGGGACGCCUUCCUGGAGCCCACAGACCCCAAGUUCCCGCAGCAGUGGUACCUGUCCAACGGGAAUCAGCGGGACCUGAACGUGCGGGCCGCCUGGCAGCAGGGCUACACGGGCCGCGGCAUCGUGGUCUCCAUCUUGGACGACGGCAUCGAGAAGAACCACCCGGACCUAGAAGCCAAUUAUGACCCUGAGGCCAGCUUUGAUGUCAACGACCAGGAUUCCGACCCCCAGCCGCGCUACACGCAAAUGAACGACAACCGGCACGGCACGCGGUGUGCGGGCGAAGUGGCUGCCGCAGCCAGCAACGGCGUUUGUGGCGUGGGGGUGGCUUACAACGCCCAGAUUGGAGGGGUCCGCAUGUUGGACGGGGAGGUGACGGACGCCGUGGAGGCCCGCUCCCUGGGCCUGAACCCCCACCACAUCCACAUCUACAGCGCCAGCUGGGGCCCCGAGGACGACGGCAAGACGGUGGACGGGCCGGCCCGCCUGGCGGAGGAAGCCUUCUACCGCGGGGUCAGCCAGGGCCGCAACGGGCUGGGCUCCAUCUUCGUCUGGGCCUCGGGGAACGGCGGCCGCGAGCACGACAGCUGCAACUGCGACGGCUACACCAACAGCAUCUACACCCUCUCCAUCAGCAGCACCACCCAGCUGGGCAACGUCCCCUGGUACAGCGAGGCCUGCUCCUCCACCCUGGCCACCACCUACAGCAGCGGCAGCCAGAACGAGAAGCAGAUCGUGACCACGGACCUGAGGCAGAAAUGCACAGAGUCGCACACAGGCACCUCGGCCUCGGCGCCCCUCGCAGCGGGCAUCAUCGCCCUGGCCCUGGAAGCCAACAAGAACCUCACCUGGCGUGACAUGCAGCACCUCGUCGUGCGGACCUCGAAGCCCGCGCACCUCAACACCGACGACUGGAGCACCAACGGGGUGGGCCGCAAAGUCAGCCACUCGUAUGGCUACGGACUCUUGGAUGCGGGAGCCAUGGUGGCGCUGGCCAGGAACUGGACCUCCGUGGGGCCGCAGCGGAGAUGCGUCAUUGACGUCCUCGCGGAGCCGAGGGACAUUGGGAAGCGGCUGGAGGUCCGCCAGAAGGUGGGAGCCUGCCUGGGCCAGGCCAGCUACAUCCACCAGCUGGAGCACGUCCAGGCCCGGCUGACGCUCUCCUACAACCGCCGGGGAGACCUGGCCAUCCACCUGGUCAGCCCGAUGGGCACCCGGUCCACGCUGCUGGCCGCCAGGCCCCACGACUACUCUGCGGACGGCUUCAGCGACUGGGCCUUCAUGACGACGCACUCCUGGGACGAGGAUCCGGCUGGCGACUGGUUGCUGGAGAUCGAGAACACCAGCGAAGCCAACAAUUACGGCACCCUCACCAAGUUCACGCUGGUUCUCUACGGGACGGCCUCCGACCCUCCCAGCCUCUCCAACCAGUUUGAGAGCAGCGGCUGCAAGACCCUGGCGACCGGCCAGGCCUGUGUGGUGUGUGAAGAGGGCUUCUACCUGCACCAGAAGAGCUGCCUGAAGAGCUGCCCGCCUGGCUUUGCCCCUGGACCGGGGCCUGCCCCCCCGCUGGGGAACAGCCUCGACCCCCACCUGAGCCCGCGCCUCUGCGUGCCCUGCCACCCGUCCUGCGCCACCUGCCUGGGCCCGGCCGCCACCCACUGCCUGUCCUGCCCGGCCCACGCCCACUACAGCCGCCAGGAGCAGACCUGCUCCCACCAGACGCAGAGCAGCCGGGCCUCGCCCGCCCUGAGCGAGAGGGUGGCCCUGGCCAGCCCGGGGGCCCCCUCCCGCCUGCCCAUCGUGGUGGCCACCCUGGGCUGUGCCUUCAUCGCGCUGGUCUUCGUCACCGUCUUCCUGGUGCUGCAGCUGCGGUCGGGGCUGCGGCUCCGAGGGGUCAAGGUCUACUCGCUGGAGAGCGGCAGCAUCAUCGCCUACAAGGGGCUGCCCUCGGACGCCUGGCAGGAGGGGCCCGACGAGGAGGAGGAGGAGGAGGGCGAGAGGACUGCCUUCAUCAGAGACCAGAGCACCCUUUGAUGAGCCUGUGGCCCCCGGCACAGCAGGGGGGAGCCAGCCGAGGGGCCUGUGUCUCUGCCCCCUUUGCUCCCCCGCACCCACCCGUCCAUCUCUGGGGCUGGGCAUGGACUGUGGCCUGGCGCUUGCUGGCCCAAUGCUGCUGGAGCCCAGCCUCUGCCGCCGCCGCCGCCGCUGCGCCCUCUCCUGGUUUUAACUCACCAAAGUGUUUCCUAGACUGGACCAGUCUGUCUUCUGGGGGGGAGGGCGUGGGGCAGGGGCCUGCCCGCCCGCCUGCCUGCCUUCUGCCUUGGGUGGAGGGGGGCUGCUCUCGGGUGGGGGAGGGAGGCCUUCUCUGUCCGGCCCGUUUCCUGUGGCACCACCAGGCAUCCCUCCUCCGGGGGAGGGGGGAGUGGGACCCCCAUGGAGCUCCGUUGCCCCCUCCCUGCCAGCAAUAACUGCGGAGCUUUUCUCUCUGCCCCCCCCCGCCGGUCCAUGGGGCAAGUGCUGCUGCUGCUGCUUCUGGCGCCUCUCUUGCCCCCCCCCCGUAUUCACCCCUAUUCUCUUCCUCCCCCCCCCCCCGCCGGCUCUGCUGCCUCUGCCAUGGGAGAAGGGGCCGGAGCUGGGUCCUCUCCUGCCUGCGGGGGAAGUGAUGCUUCUGGGCUUCCGCUUCAGCACAGUGGCGGGGGGGGGGGCAAGAGAGGUGUCCCCUCCCCGCUGCAGGACGAGGCGUGGCUCCCUCCCUCCAGGGCCGCCUGCUUGCCCCGCCCCCCCGGCCCCCCCAGCACCACCCUGGAUCCGCCCACAGUCACCGGAGCUUCCACCUCUCCUCACGUGCCUUCUUGCUCCCUCCCUCUUUGAUGACAAUCUCUUGCUGGUCCGGGGGUCCUGCUGCCUGCCCUCCUGGGGGCCGCCCCCCAGCCCUCUGUCUGCUGCCGACCCCAGGGCGCUACCUGGUGGGGGCCGUGCAAUUGUGGGGGGCCGCGCAGGGGCUGCCCAGGAACUCUUUUUCUAUCAACCUUUUUGGUGCACAAAUGAUUUUCUUGUAAUUUAAACAAGGAGCCGAUUCCUGUGGCCAGUUUUUUUUUUAAUUUAAUGGAUGUGGAUAUAACGCUAGAGAGAUUAAAGUUUAUUACAUGUUGAAACUAUGCAAA
Messenger RNA from Hemicordylus capensis (graceful crag lizard), 3810 nucleotides. RefSeq names its product furin, paired basic amino acid cleaving enzyme (gene FURIN). The transcript has 16 exons. The record is from RefSeq and is a predicted model, not a curated record. Lineage: Eukaryota; Metazoa; Chordata; Lepidosauria; Squamata; Cordylidae. Gene Ontology annotation, cellular component: trans-Golgi network; Golgi membrane. Gene Ontology annotation, biological process: peptide hormone processing. Gene Ontology annotation, molecular function: serine-type endopeptidase activity. Bases 332 to 2680 code for a protein of 782 amino acids.